Gilbertella persicaria is the source of this 597-nucleotide messenger RNA. RefSeq lists its product as uncharacterized. The coding region runs from base 1 to 597 and encodes 198 amino acids. The transcript has 2 exons. NCBI's taxonomy places the organism in Eukaryota, Fungi, Mucoromycota, Mucoromycetes, Mucorales, Choanephoraceae. The record is from RefSeq and is a predicted model, not a curated record.
AUGAGCAAAAAACAAGCAGGCAUUAGACCUUCUGAAUAUAAAAAGAAGGGACCAGCAAAACCAUUGAUUGACAAGAUACCAUCAUCUUCGGACGCGAUUCCUGAAGAUGAAAAGCUUCGUUUGAUUAACGAAACAGGACUCUUACAAAAAGUCAAGAAACGAGAAGCCGAACUGGAACAACAAUCAACCAGUACAUCAGAGUAUAUAUGGCAGGCCAUCUUUUUAAGUAUUCCAUUUGCCUUUUUGAUGGGCACAUUUGAUGUCACUGUCAAGGUUCAAUUCAGUGAAUCAUGGGAUUAUGCUAGUCUCUUUAUGAAAUGUGCUAAAGCAGCACCAGCCUUGGCUCCAGUGAUUUAUUUGACAAAUCGAUACAAGUCAAAAAAGACAACACAGUUCUUCAUGGCACUAGGCUCCACUGUAAUUGGUGCUUUUUUGAUGUACACCUUACACCGUUCUCCCUCCAUGGGCCAAAUGAUGCGUGCACCUGGAUUAGCUACCAUUUGGAUUUAUUUUAUUGUACAACUUGACCUUUUACCAGCCAUGAUGACAUUGUUACUUGUAUUUGUUUAUUGGUUUUUUGGUUUACGUGUUGUUUAA